AUGUUAAUGAGGUUGGCAAAGUCCGCUGUGGACACAGGAGGGUCACAUAAAGAGCACUGGGAAGUUGUAAAAGAUAAUAAGUAUAGUCACCUAAAGAAAGUCCCUCUUCCUAGUGAAAUGGAGACGGUACACAGCAAGACCAGCAGAUGGAUAGAUAAUCAAGACUUUCAAGCAUCACAUUCAAUAGCAUUCCAUGAACUUAGUCAGCCCACUAGCGAUAGGAAUAUGGAAAUGGAGACUGAUAAUGUUAAGAUCGAUGCUAGGAUAGCUCUAGAAGUUGAGACUAAAAAUGUGAAGACGGACACUGUUGUUCAUAUGGAAGUUGAAGAAGACGAGCUUGUUAAGUCUGGUUCUCUUAUGACAACAGAAAUUGGGAGUGAAUCGAUAAAGCCCAUUACAAUUAAGUCUAUAGUAAAUGAGACUGAAUAUGUCGAGGUUAAUGCUAUGAAGUCUAUUGAAGUUGAGACUGAUCCUGAGCAGAUCUGUAGGGCUGUCAUUGUUAAAGAAGGUGAGUUUGUUGAGGCUAAUUCUAAAGGGGAAGCAGAAAAUGUGGCUAAAAGUGACAAGACCCCUGACCAUGGUACCUUGGAGUCUACCUUGGAAAAACAUGCAAGCACGGUCGAAGGAGGCCAUGAAAGUUCGGAAGAAGAUCCGUUUGCAACCGACGGUGACGAUGAUCCUGAUUUUUUACCUGAUGAAAAUAAAACAAUCAACAUGCGAAAAAGACUUAAUGUCAAGAAGAGGAAAUCUGAUCCAGCAAAAUGGCACAAAAAGAUCGCGAAAGAAAGAAGGAACCUAGGAUUGGCGUAUACAUCAACUUCCUCUAAGAAAAAAAAGAUUGCUCCAAGGAAAAUGGGCCAAGCCUGCGGAGGAUGCAAGUUUCAGUGUAUCACUAAGUUCAGUGAAGAGGAACGAGCAGCUAUCUUUGCAUUUUACUGGAAGCUAGGAGACCUACAAAGGCAAAGAGAUUUUCUUGGGCAAUGUAUGGACGCUAUAGAACGUGGGAAAUACAAUUACGUGCGUGUCAACGAUGACGGUUCUCUAAACCAACUGAGGGGUGGAAACCACGCUUUUUAUUUCAAGAAGAACGGUGAAAAGCGACGGGUAUGUAAACCUUUCUUUCGAAACACUCUUGGUAUUAAUGAUAGGCCAAUAAGAACUGUUAUCAGCAAAAUGUCAAAAACGUCUGCUGGUAUAGAUAUAGAGGGUGAGAAACGUGGAAAGCACGGAAAUUGUGCUCGCAGUGUCGAAGAGGGGGGCCAUACCCAAAAUAAAGGAGAUUUAGCCCAUUCACUCAUUGAAAAGAAAGUAAAGCUGUUUCGAAAAGCAUCACCAAUUUUCCAUCCUGAUCAGUACUUUUCACUCAUGAGAGGAAUAAAAAUAGGAAAGAAAAAUUUCCAAGUUCUCGAAAUGAGUUAUAAGGACUUUUUAAACUUAAAGUCAUUGCCCGAUGUAAUUCCACAACGGGUUAUCAAAAUUAGAGACUUGCGCAUUAUUCACUUAACAACUGAAAAAGUAGAAUAUACAGAUUCAUUUGGAUCCGAGUAUUCCUCCAUACCAAUAAAACGAAGAACCAAAGGCAAAGUCAAAGUGAUAUUACCAGCAUAUACAGAAAAACCAAAAAUAAAUGAAAAAAAGAAGACUGGGAUUAUGUCUCUAUUCGAAAAAAAUAUCAUUCGAUCUUACUAUAGACCCUUUUAUGAGAGUUUGUAG
Diabrotica balteata is the source of this 1713-nucleotide messenger RNA. NCBI's taxonomy places the organism in Eukaryota, Metazoa, Arthropoda, Insecta, Coleoptera, Chrysomelidae. The record is from the annotation of a GenBank genome assembly.